AUGCCUUCAAACUUCUACGCCAGCUUUAACGACACCUUUGUCCACGUCACGGAUCUGUUCGGCAAGGAAACCAUCGCCGUCAUCGGCGGCAUGAAGGUCAAGGAAGAGGGAAUCACAGCGCUGCACAUCAAGUUACGUGGACCUGGUGAAAACCGCACCAAUUCCCUGGGACCGGGUCACCAAUCGGCGCUUCGUUUCUUGGCACGUUCGUCGAUGAAGAUUGGUCACAUCAAGGAGGUGGCGCCUAUCCGCCGACGGUCGGAUUCAACCCGCCGGAAGGUCACCGCAGUCGUCUGUAUAGAUAGAGUGCUUGGGCUGGUAUUUUUGUGGCGCUGUGCGAUUUUCCAAUUCCGCUUGUAACAGCGGGUGGAGAUCCGGUGCAUUGCCAACCUGUACGAUCGACCGGUCUACCGGAAAGCGAUUUGGAAAAAUAAA
Culex quinquefasciatus (southern house mosquito) is the source of this 435-nucleotide messenger RNA. Its product is annotated as 40S ribosomal protein S14. NCBI's taxonomy places the organism in Eukaryota, Metazoa, Arthropoda, Insecta, Diptera, Culicidae. Gene Ontology annotation, biological process: translation; maturation of SSU-rRNA from tricistronic rRNA transcript (SSU-rRNA, 5.8S rRNA, LSU-rRNA); ribosomal small subunit assembly. Gene Ontology annotation, cellular component: cytosolic small ribosomal subunit; ribosome. The record is from RefSeq and is a predicted model, not a curated record. Gene Ontology annotation, molecular function: mRNA 5'-UTR binding; small ribosomal subunit rRNA binding; structural constituent of ribosome.